Messenger RNA from Anopheles stephensi (Asian malaria mosquito), 3334 nucleotides. It is a transcript of the gene Neurochondrin, whose product is annotated as neurochondrin homolog. The record is from RefSeq and is a predicted model, not a curated record. Gene Ontology annotation, cellular component: dendrite. The transcript is spliced from 2 exons. NCBI's taxonomy places the organism in Eukaryota, Metazoa, Arthropoda, Insecta, Diptera, Culicidae. The coding region runs from base 836 to 3037 and encodes 733 amino acids. Gene Ontology annotation, biological process: regulation of neuronal synaptic plasticity; neuron projection development.
GUCACUGCCAGGGUUAAUUCAUCGAACGGUCCACAUGCCAAAUGAACAGAAUUUGGUUCAUUUCGGGUUGUCUCACUGACAGGCGCUGCUAUUUUGGUUUGUCACGAGUUUUAUUUUUAUUUGCGCGGAAAAACGUGUGUGUGCAUGUUUCGGCAAUAUUUGUGCUUGUCGGGCGCAUCAUCGUAUUAAAAUUCUCUGCCCUACGGAUGGAAAAUGUGCCGAAAACAAACGAUUAUUCAUCGUCUUGGUCGUAAUGAGCAGUGGUGAAUCGCACGGCGUGGGAUUGUUUACUUCCGUGAGACCUUUCGAAGGUCCUUCUUGCAACGGAUACACACAAACACACGCGCGACGACGGUGGUGCAUUGUGAAAAUCCGUGCCGAAACCAGCCCUGGGAGUGGUGGUGCGGUCAUCUGGUGAACACAGGCAGGAGCAGUCAUUUCCCUCCGGGAGCGUGAGAAAAUCUAUUUUGACGAUUUUCCAACUCUCUCUUACCGACGAGAAUAAGGCACCGCGACAACAUCGUACGCUGGGUGGGAAAUGUGCUUCACGUUACUGCCGGGACGGAGUGCGCUAGGAAAAACGAGAACAGUUUUCCACCAGCCGUCGUUGUCGUUGGAUUUAGACGAAAAAACACCUCGGUGCGGAACGGUUCGAACAGUUUCACGGCAGCGCGCUUCUAUUUAGGAAAGAUCUGCUCCUAGCUAGAGUGCGUGAGUGUUGGUCUGUGUGUGUGUGUGACUGUGCAUUAGAGAGAUCUUUGAUCUGGUGUGUUGGAAACAGUAGCAAUCGCACUAUACACGUGUAAAGCAACCACAUCCAAGCAGGCGCGUAACCAUGUCGGCCGAAGUAAGUGAACCCAUCAAAAAGUGUUCGCUGAUCCUGAAGAAUGCGAAGAGUGACACGGAAAAGUUUGCCGCACUGUUCAUGGUGACGAAACUGAUCAAAGGCAAAGACUGCAACCAGGCCGGGAAGCGGCUGCUGUUCGAAUCGAUAGGGUUCGACUUUCUGCGCAAGUUGCUCACCAGCAAGGACAUACCGGAUGAUUGUCCCGCUUCGGUCUACCAGAGUGUAGCUCUUUCGAUUCUUACCUGCUUCUGCGAGGAUGAGCAGCUCGCCACGCACCAAGACAUGCUCGACAGCAUUCCGGUAUUUCUGGGGAUCGUGUCGACGUGCGAUGACGACGAGUACGACGACAAUCUGAUUGUCAUCAACGAGGCGUACCACUGUCUGCAGAGCAUCUCGCUGUACGAGAGUGGCCGGAUGGCUCUGCGCCGCCAUGAUGUCAUCACGAAGAUGGCCCAGAUCUACACCCAGCGCAGUUUUCAGAUCGACGAAGCACUGACGCUGAUCGUAACCUUGGUAUCCCGCUUCGGGGCCAACUCGUGGGACAGCGAUCCAAAGUUGUUCCAUGCGCUGCUGCAGCGCGUUUCGCUGGACUUCGAAACCGAUCAUGCCGAACGCAAGUUCGAGCUGGCGGAGAUGAUAAGCGCACUGCUGUUCCACUGUCGUCGCGAUCUUGUGGCACGCUCGGUGCAGGGGGAAAUUUGGCCCGAAUGCUUGUACAAGGGCAUUAGCGAUAUUUUGACGAGCAAAAUUGGUAAAGCGCAGCGUGAUCCAGCCCUGAAACUGGCAGCAAACGCGGUCGAUGUGCUCGGUAUCGAGUGGACGUUACACGAUGUGGAAAAUCCGAAGAAAUUCUUCCUGCUUCUGCUGCAGCUGGCCGCGAUCGAGGUGCGCAUGCAGAUGGAUAACAAAAGCUUCAACCAAUGCGUUCAGCAGGCAGAUCUAAUCACCGCCUGCUUCAUCAUCCUCGAGCUGUCGAUCAAUUACAUGUCGACGGAUCAGCUCGAACUCGAUCAGAAGGAUAAGCAGCAGGUGUACACCGGGCUCAAGGGUGCGUUCUCGGCCGUGCUGGGCGUGCUGGUGAAGUUGGCAAAUGACACCAAGAAAGAUCGACUGCAGAAAGCGGAGAAAGCGUUUGCGUACGCAAUGGUGCGCGUUCUCACUGCCUGGCUGGCACAGGAGACGACGGCCAUGAAGAACCAGGUCUCGAAGGUGCUACCGUUCCUGUUCAAGCUGGCCAACGAGUCAUUCUACGAAUCACGCGACUACCGCAUCGCGCACAAAGCCGACAAUGUGGACGAUCACGAGCAGCAGCCACCGGCAGACAUCUUGCGCGUGAUGCUACCCGCCAUCUGCCAUCUGGUGGUGGAGGAGGAAGCACGCCAAAUCUUCCUGAAGGAGAAAGAGGAGCAGGUGCUGUACGAUUGUCUGCUGUUCCAUUGGUCCAUUGCACACUACAAAAAACCACCCGUACCACGCGCCGAGCGUCUCAAACGUAUGAACGAGCCCGACCCCGAAAUGACGCCCCAACAGCUGGACGACAUGAAGGAUUCGCGGACGGCGAUCGUCAGUCUGUGCAAUAUCCUGAUGAACAUUACCGUGCUGGAGGCCAAGCUGGUUGAAGAGAGCACACUCUUCGCGCAGCUGUUGCGAUUCAUCUUCGAAAAUUUGCCCGAACUGAAGGACAUCCCGGACAAUCUGGUAAUGCACGGUCAUCUGGCCGUCCUUGGGCUGCUGCUGCUGAAGCAGCAAGCGACCAAGAUCAAGAAGAACGAUUUCUCCAUCUGCCGGUACAUCCAGACCACGAUCCGGUUCCUGUGGGACGCGUACAACAUCGACGAAUCGAACGAUCCGCAAGCGCUGGUAGUGUCGCUGCAGUACAAGGAGCACUGGUUCGAGAUCAUGGAGCUGUGGUUCCUGGGCAUGCAGACCAUGAGCGGCAUCAUCAAACUGAUUCCCUGGAUCUCCGAGUUUGCGAUCGAGAGCGGGUGGGCUGAAGGGAUCGUCGAGACGCUGCGCAAGGUGAAGAUUGGCACGCUGCCGCCGAACGUGAAGCUGGCAUACGAAGACUUCUUGUCGCAGCUCGUCGACGCUAAUCCGGCCGUAGCACCAGUGUUGAAAAAAGCGGACGCGCUAAAAGUGUGUCGCAACCAUCGAAUGAUGGAUCUGGGCAAGAAACUCUUUGGAGACUAGCGAGCCAACCCUGUCAUCAUCGCUCACUGCAGGUUUUCGAAGAAGUGCGCAGUUUGUUUUACAUUCUAAAUUCAUCUCUUUCUUUUCAUCAUCGGCUGCCACACGUCCUGUUUGCUGCAUUUUUGUUUCAUCGCUCAUCUAUUUUAUCGCAAUUUUAUUGCGUUCGCUUACUGUCGCCCCAUACGCAUGGUGGUAAUGCUGAGAAAUAAUAGGGGAAAACGUAUGAAAGAAGUGAAAUAUAAAUGUACACCUUAAUGUGCAAAAUAAACGUGUUUUCAACGUGUAUACAAAUACUAA